This is a messenger RNA of Uranotaenia lowii, 828 nucleotides long. RefSeq lists its product as uncharacterized. Bases 139 to 672 code for a protein of 177 amino acids. The record is from RefSeq and is a predicted model, not a curated record. Lineage: Eukaryota; Metazoa; Arthropoda; Insecta; Diptera; Culicidae. The transcript has a single exon.
UAGACCGGCAAUUUCGCCGCGCAGCCACUUGCUCGAGUCUUGCUUCCAGCCAGACACAGGUCUAUAACCGUUCUCCAGUUGAUUAUCGCGUUCAUCACUCAAGUUUGAUUAAAUUGUGGCAGAUUUAGAUUCAGUGUAAUGCGGUCGUGGACAGUUCUAGCUGUGUUGGCGACCUUCUUAGCCAUGGGUCAUACGGCCUUGGUUCCCUGGAUUCCUUUGGGACCUUGGUGGUAUCGAGCGCCCGAUAAGGACAUUCCACCUUCGGUCAACAUUCAGCAACUGGGCGGAAGUUACGUGUAUAAUACGGCCGAAGGCAAGGCCUAUCAAGCCGUUGUUCCGGUUCCUCCGGCAACCUUUGUACAACCUCCGAUUCCGGUACAGGUUCAGAAAGUGCCAACCGUGGCCCUUCACUACACACCCGCCGGUCAAGGAUACCUAGUUCCGGCUAACUCCGUUCCUCAAGAGUCAAGCUCUGAAAAGGAGACAACAUCCCCGCCAGAAUCUCCUGCUGAUGGACCACAGGAAGAGACUGCAACGGAAACGAACGACGAACGUCGUGAUUGGAAUGAUGAUGGAAACAACAACGGGAGCACCGAGCCACCGAGACGUGAUCCGGCACCGGUUUCCGAGGAACCGGAAGAGAAUGAAACGGAAUCAUUUUUUGAGAGUUGAAAACCUUGAAGUUUAAAAAUAAUAAAACUUUCGGUGAAAGUGUUCUGGAAACCGUGUUCAGUGUUAGCUAAAAGUACAAAAUGAAGCCGUAUUCAACUGUGAUGAAAUCGUGAAAACUACUUAAAUAAAUGUGAAAUUCAAAACAUCGAUUAAAAA